Molecule: messenger RNA, 1078 nt
Organism: Copidosoma floridanum
Lineage: Eukaryota; Metazoa; Arthropoda; Insecta; Hymenoptera; Encyrtidae
Product: embryonic polarity protein dorsal-like
Source: RefSeq, a predicted model, not a curated record
GUCCGCAAACGCGACACCUGCUCCUGACAGUCACCACAAUAGUUGCAAAAGCAAUGGCAUUAUGGCUGAUCUCGCUGUAGUGGGCAACGGUGAUAAGGUGCUCAACGAGAUACUCGACGAGGUAGUCGAAAUCGACCCGAAAAACGGCAACGCGUUAAAAACAGAGCAGUACCACGGGGAUUUCCAGGUCUGGGAUUGUCCGGAAGAUUUGCCAGACCCAGAGACGGUGGUCCUCAGCCCGAUAAUAUCCAUAGUCGGAGAGGUGCCCCCGCCCAGACCGCCCCCACCGGCCACUCGGGUCAAGCGGGACGUGUUGUCGUCGGAGGUGGAGGGACCGGUGCCCCCGUUGCCCCCGAAACGGAUCCGCAAGACCCCGUCCAUGCCGACGCUGGUACGUGCCCCGUCCCAGCAGACCCUGGGCACGGAGAAGCAGCAGCAAUCGAAGGCUCUUCCUACCUUGCCGGGGAUGAGUGGCUCGCCAAAGCCGAGCAAGCCAAGCCUCUUCUCCAAGCUGUUCUCGAGGAGGGCCAAGCCGAGGGAGGACCGGCGAUCGUCGACCGCCAGUCUGCCCGAAGCCACGAGUGGGGCACCACCGGCCGCAGAGUGUGGAGGCUUGGACGUCGACGGGGAUGCGACACCCCCGUACGGCGCCGAUCUCACCGAGGCCGAGAAUUACGCGCUCUACAUGGCCAUGGCACCCCACGCCACGGCCUCGGAGUUCGACGAGAUGUCGUUUUAUUACAGCCCCGUCGAGGGAGGGAAGAUCUUAGAGAGCAAGGAUGGCACUUGAGCGCCCCCUCGGUUUUCAGUUGUGCUCUGAUGUUCAUCUUCACGUCUGGCCCUAUCUGUGUUUUUCUCUUUUUCUUGUGUCCUUUUGCCGAUUGGAGGAUGGAUCAUGAUGAUCGUUACGGCAUCCGUUGUUACAUCCUGCAAGUGUAUUUUUACGAAACGCUUGUUGGGCCCUUUGAGCGUUUCUCCUUUGAUUAUCGGUGAAUCCGCGACCCUUUGUACUUAUUUUUUUGAGAUUUUUGUAAUAUCAUUGUCAAUUUGUUCAAACAGCGCGUUUUGUUCUCUACUG